UGAGCCACCUACCCACUUGCCCACUGUCCUUGUUGAAAGUCACCAUGCCUAGAGGUCAGAAAAGUAAACUCCGUGCCAGAGAGAAACGCCGCCAGGCCCAAGAAGAGUCCAGGGAUCAGGAUCUUCAACUAGCCCCAUACACCACCACUAGUGAUGCGGCUGUUCCGUACAUGGAAUUUGAUGAAGGUGCCAGCAACCUGGAGGAAGAAUUUCCAGACGUAGCAUUCACUGAGCCCUUCUACAGAAGCCCAAUGGAUGAUAAGGUGGUUAUGUUGGUGCAUUACCUGCUAUACAAGUAUCAAAUGAAAGAGCCUGUUACCAAGGUAGAUAUGCUGAGAAAUCCAAUUCAAGUAUUAAAGAAUCAAUACCAUGAGAUUCUUAAGAGAGCUUCUGAAUACCUGGAGCUGAUAUUUGGUCUUGACCUGAAAGAAGUGGAUCCCAACAGGCAUAUUUACGUCCUCGUUAACAAGAUGGAGCUAAGCCACAAUUCAGGACCAAAUGAUGACAGACAUGUGCCCAGCACUGGCCUUUUGAUGACUAUUCUGGGUGUAAUUUUCACUAAGGGCAAUUCUGCCACUGAGGAGCAAGUCUGGCAGAUAUUGAAUGCGAUAGGGCUAUAUGAAGAGAAAGAGCACUUCGUUUUUGGGGAUAUUAGGAAGCUAGUCACCAAGGAUUUGGUGCAGGAGCAGUAUCUGGAGUACCGUCUGGUGCCCAACAGUGAUCCUCCCUGCUAUGAGUUCCUCUGGGGCCCCAGAGCCUAUGCUGAAAUCACCAAGACGAAAGUCUCAGAGUUUUUAGGUAAAGUGCAUGAUACUAUCCCCAGUUCCUUCCCAUCCUGGUAUGAAGAGGCUAUGAGAGAUGAGGAAGAGAGGGUCCAAACACAUGCUGCAGCCGAAGCUCAUACCACUGCUGUAGCUAGUGCACGUUCCAAGUGAACGAAAAGCAGCUCCUCCCAACCUAGUACCACCCAAGGCAUAUUUUUCACUUUGUUGUUAAAAAGUUCAUAUUAUGAGAAGCAGAAAAUUGAGGUGGUGCUGAAUACAACUCUGUAUACCAUGUAUGUGUUCCUAUUUGCUUUGUUAAACUUGGUAUUUGAAAUUGUUCUUCGUUUUAAUUGGUUUUAUGAGCUUCAAAAAUCCAAGCUCCUGGAUAACAGUGCUCAGUUUUGCUAUGUAUGUGAUUUAAAAGUAAGGACUUUGUUAGAAUUCUGUAAUUUUGUAAAACAAACCAAAAGUUCUACCUUUUAAGUGAUUUGGAA
This is a messenger RNA of Erinaceus europaeus (western European hedgehog), 1258 nucleotides long. RefSeq names its product melanoma-associated antigen B10. Gene Ontology annotation, cellular component: nucleus. NCBI's taxonomy places the organism in Eukaryota, Metazoa, Chordata, Mammalia, Eulipotyphla, Erinaceidae. The transcript has 2 exons. The coding region runs from base 45 to 935 and encodes 296 amino acids. The record is from RefSeq and is a predicted model, not a curated record. Gene Ontology annotation, biological process: negative regulation of transcription by RNA polymerase II.